Messenger RNA from Xiphophorus maculatus (southern platyfish), 4216 nucleotides. RefSeq names its product armadillo repeat containing 8 (gene armc8). The coding region runs from base 39 to 2060 and encodes 673 amino acids. Gene Ontology annotation, biological process: proteasome-mediated ubiquitin-dependent protein catabolic process. Gene Ontology annotation, cellular component: GID complex. The transcript has 22 exons. The record is from RefSeq and is a predicted model, not a curated record. NCBI's taxonomy places the organism in Eukaryota, Metazoa, Chordata, Actinopteri, Cyprinodontiformes, Poeciliidae. Gene Ontology annotation, molecular function: protein binding.
UGCUGCGCCGAUUGGGGCGCCCGCUUGGAGGAAGAGAGAUGGCGUGCUUAUUGGAGGCCCCUCUCCGCAUCAGUGUUCUGUCUGAAGUCACCGCCACCAGUCGCCAUUAUGUUGACCGACUUUUCGACCCUGACCCACAGAAAGUCCUGCAGGGAGUCAUUGAUAUGAAGAAUGCUGUCAUAGGAAACAACAAGCAGAAGGCCAAUCUGAUUGUCCUUGGAGCUGUACCGAGGUUACUGUACCUGCUUCAGCAGAGCUCGUCCAGCCUGCAGCUGAGGACGGAGUGCGCCGUGGUGCUGGGCAGUCUGGCCAUGGGCACCGAGAACAACAUCAAGUCCUUGGUGGACUGUCACAUCAUCCCCACCCUGCUCCAAGGUCUCCUGUGUCCAGACCUGGUCUUCACUGAAGCCUGUCUUCGAUGUCUCAGAACUGUCUUCAUCAGUCCCGUUACGCCUGUGCAGCUGCUGUAUACAGAUCCCACUGUGAUUCCCCAUCUCAUGUCUCUACUGAGCAACUCCCAGAGAACCCAGGAGUACAUCACUCAGAUCUUCUCCCACUGUUGUAAGACCCCAGAGCACCAGACUGUUCUUUUCAACCACGGCGCCAUCCAGAAUAUCGCCCCUCUGCUUAUUUCACCCUCCUAUAAGGUCCGGAUGCAGGCGUUAAAGUGUUUCUCAGUCCUGGCCUAUGAGAACACUCAGGUCUCCAUGACACUGGUGAAUGUGCUGGUGGAUGGUGAGCAGCUCACUCAGGUAUUUGUUAAAAUGAUGCAAAGGGAUCAACCCGUUGAAAUGCAGCUAACAGCAGCCAAAUGUCUAACCUACAUGUGUCGAGCAGGUGCCAUCAGGACCGACGACGGCUGCAUAGUACUAAAGACGUUGCCCUGCCUCGUGCGAAUGUGCAGUAAAGAGCAUUUACUGGAGGAGAGAGUGGAGGGUGCAGAGACACUAGCCUACCUGAUGGAGCCCGACGUGGAGCUGCAGAGGAUCGCCAGCACCACCGACCACCUGGUGGCCAUGUUGGCCGACUACUUCAAGUACCCCAGCUCUGUGUCUGCCAUCGCUGACAUCAAGAGGCUGGACCAUGACCUUAAACAUGCACAUGAGCUGAGACAAGCUGCUUUCAAGCUCUACGCCUCUCUGGGCUCAAAUGACGAGGACAUUCGCAAAAAGAUCACAGAGACAGAAAACAUGAUGGACCGAAUAGUCAGCGGCCUAUCGGAAUCCAGCAUUAAAGUGCGGCUGGCAGCGGUGAGGUGUCUUCAUAGUCUUUCCCGGUCAGUGCAGCAACUAAGGACCAGCUUUCAUGAUCAUGCUGUGUGGAAGCCCCUCAUGAAGCUGCUGCAGAACGCCCCAGAUGAAGUCCUGGUCAUGGCUUCCUCAACACUAUGCAACCUGCUGCUGGAGUUCUCACCAAGUAAAGAGCCCAUCCUGGAGUCUGGGGUGAUCGAGUUACUAUGCAGUCUGACUCAGAGCGACAGCCCUGCUCUCAGGGUAAAUGGCAUCUGGGCCCUGAUGAACAUGGCGUUCCAGGCCGAUCAGAAGGUGAAGGUGGAGAUUGUCCGGUGUCUGGGCACCGAGCAGCUGUUCCGCCUGCUCUCUGACCCCGACACCAACGUGCUGAUGAAGACUCUUGGUUUGCUGCGUAACCUACUGUCAACGCGCCCGCACAUAGACCAGAUCAUGAGCUCUCAUGGGAAGCAGAUCAUGCAGGCGGUGACCCUGAUCCUGGAAGCCGAGCACAGCAUAGAGGUCAAAGAGCAGACGCUGUGCAUCCUCGCCAACAUCGCCGAUGGAAACACAGCCAAGGAGCUCAUCAUGACUAAUGAUGACAUGCUCCAGAAAAUUAAAUACUACAUGGGACACUCGAACGUGAAGCUGCAGCUCGCCGCCACCUUCUGUGUGUCCAACCUCAUCUGGAACGAGGAGGACGGUUCUCAGGAUCGCCAGGACAAGCUGAGGGAGAUGGGCUUUGUGGACGUCCUGCACAAACUGACGCAGUCAGCCGAUCCCAACCUCAGCGACAGGGCGAAGACGGCGUUGCAACAAUACCUAGCAUGACUACAGUGGGCAGCGAUCCUCUACUGCCAGGCUAACUGACGGUCAUCUAGAGGACGCCUGUCGCUGCCUGUUUGGGUUUAUGUUGGCUUUCGUUUUGAGACUUGCACAAAGACACCUUUUUGUUUCGUCUUGGACCUGUGGCCCACGUUUCUCCUGCCUCCCGUUUUCAGCGGUUCUUCUCAGCCCUAACUCAUCGUGGAAGAGGCUCCGAGUGUGUGGCUGUUUGGUAGUUGGAGAAAUUAGGGAAGUUUUUUUUUUUUUCCUGUUCCUUUGUCUUUUUUUGCUGGAGAGGUAACUUUCUGGGGUUUGACGUCAUAUUCCCAUACAUGCGCUCGUCUGAGGCUUCUCUUCUGGGACUCCUGACGGAGGAGAUUCAAGACAGGCGAACUUCCUGGUGUUUCUUUUGGAAUUUUUGGAUUAAUAUUGCUGUUAAUAUUAACGUCUACACAAGGCAUCACUAGCAAGGAUAUAUUUGGAAGAAAUGCCUAUUUUGAAACUUUGGGUGUUUUAUUUUUUUGUGGACAUAUACCUCGUAAAUAUAUAUAAAUAUAAAUAUAUAUAAAUUUAAACAUAAAUAUAUAUUUUUGGAUUUUUAUUUUCCCCCUGUUCUCAGCCCAUUGACUCCAUCCUCUCCCGCUACAUCUCCACUCUCAGCACAGUUGGAACUGCAGCCUGAUUGGAUCACUAUUAAACCCUGAAUUUUGUCUGCAGGGGUGAAAACUGAAAACAAAUCCAAGGAUCCCAGAUUUCUAAGUUUCCGGUGGCGACCGUGAAGAGGCUGCUUGCACUUGACGCCUGUCACCUCUGCCCAGUUUCCUUACAGUCCCCAUGGGAAAUGUAGUUCCAGAGCUGGUAGUGCUUAAUCCAAUCAGCUCCGUUAUCAGUGGAGUAGAGGAGGAUUCACUGUUGCUAUCUCUGUAUCAUCCCCCCUUCUCUCCUGUACUUCUUUUUCUGUGUGUUUGUCAGAAUGAAAACAUGAACAGCAAACCCUCUCCUGCCAUCCUCCUCCUCCACCGUUUCCUCUCUGAAGCUAGCGCUCCGGUGUAGAACCUCUCCUCCAUCUAGGGGGUUUUUAGUGUUUCCCUCUGACAUUUCAAACCGUACUGAAGUUCUGAUAGAAUGAAUGUCACAAAAUGGAAAAUAUAUGCAGACCUGCAGAAGGAUUCCUUUGUGUUGUGUGUUAUUUCUUCUGUAGGGAGGCUGCAUAGUUUUUGUUUCAGUCCCAAAUCUAGAUAAAGCUAGUUAAAGCUGCAGUAUGUAGCUUUUUUUUUUGGUUUUUUGGGGUAUUUGUUGAAAGUGUAUGAGAAAUAAUCAGUGGAAAAAAAUGUCGUUUCUCUGCCUUCUCCCAGUGCUCCUACUACUUAUUUUUAACAACCAAUCAGAGCUAGGAGGCGGGUCUUGGCGCUGCCAGUCAGCUAGCAGAACCUGUCCUGAAUGCUUGGCUGGUUAGCAUGGCCAUCAAUGAUGGUGGAUAAAUGAUUUUCCUGUAAUUUUUACGUCACUUCUCCGCCAUUAACACAUUUACCAGUAUAUGAGGUUGAUUGACAUCGCUAAGACCCACCUCCAAGCUCUGAUUGGUUGUUUGUAGUUUCUUCAGACACCAAUAGUAGCUCAGAGAGGAGAUGGAGGGCCUUGACUGUUUUUUCCCCCACAAAUUGUCUGUCUCCUACUCUUUGUUACACAUUUUAACAAAUAUAUCUAAAACAUAUUUAAAAAAGUUACAUACUGCAGCUUUGAUGUGUUAUUUUGUAAAGCCACAACAUUGCAGAGCCUGACUUUUAAGAUUUGGUACUAGGAAGCGUAUAGGUGCUCCUUUCUGUCUUUUUUGUUUUGGGUUAAUUUCUUACAAGAAUAAAAAUCUGGAGUUAAUUUAACCAUAUAUUUGCUUUGACCGUGUGAUGGUCAACAUCACGUCUGAGUAAGGUUAAAGAGCGGGUUCUUUAUCGACACUUAAGAACGUGGCAUAUGUGACUGUAACUCCGUAUUGUUGUCUCUGACAAAGAUGUCAGGCCCAAAAUGGCCUCUUUUCUAAUUUUUCUUAGUGUGUUUCUGGCUUGAAGCAAAGGAAAGUAUCCAAUGAAAUGAAGGUGCUGAACUAAACAUUUAAUAUUCUUGGUUCAUCUGGAGUGAAAUAAAAGUAGAUCAUUGUUAAUGUU